Messenger RNA from Diaporthe citri, 867 nucleotides. RefSeq lists its product as uncharacterized. Gene Ontology annotation, molecular function: zinc ion binding. The record is from RefSeq and is a predicted model, not a curated record. The transcript is spliced from 2 exons. NCBI's taxonomy places the organism in Eukaryota, Fungi, Ascomycota, Sordariomycetes, Diaporthales, Diaporthaceae. The coding region runs from base 1 to 867 and encodes 288 amino acids.
AUGCCCUCAGUGAACUCUUUACCACCCAAGGAAGGGCAGUUUGGCGUCGUAUCAAGCAGCGGACAACUCGUGUGCGAGUUCAGGCCACAGCCUGGCGGGGAGGGAGGAGCCCCGAGGCCACAGCAGGCACCAGAACAACAAAUCACAAGGGCCUCGUUCGCGGCAUAUUCAGAGCAGAACCCACCGGCGAUAUUGUCAUUAUCACCGCCCCCAGAGGUCAACGCCCUGUUCAGCCCUCCCGCCGGCCCGACGGUGAGCACGUUAGAGCUCGCGGUGGACUACAGCAGCUACCCAGAGGUGUACAUCCCGGAAGCAGACCAGCGGCAGCAACAAGAGGGGGAGCAGCGACCAGACCUGCCGCCGCGCAAGGCCACCGCCAGCCCCCCGGUCCGGCGCAAGUCCCUCCCCAUGGACUACCCCAGCAGCGAGUCCUCCCCGCCCCCGCCGGCGCCGGCGUACUCGACGCCCGCGGACUACCAGCGGAUCGGGUACGCGGGGACGCUCGACAUGUCGACGGCCGUGGCGACCGUGACGCCGCUGCACAUGCUCGGGGACCAGCCGGACACGGUGGACUGCCCCUUCUGCAUGAGGCGCGUGGAGACGUCCGUGAAGAAGAGGGCCUCGAGCAGGACACACACGUGGGGCGCUAUCCUGUUCUUCAGCACCCUCUUCGGCGUGGUGGCGCCGUACUGCUGCGACUGGUACGUCAACGUCGAGCACUACUGCAAGAACUGCAGGCGGAAGGUGGCGCAGAAGAAGUUCGACAGCACCGAGACCGAGGCGCUCGGGACGCGGCCCGAGCACAGACAAGUGUCGUAUUUUCAGCCAGCCGAGAAGCCGGAGAAGAAGAAGAUGUUUCGGUCAUGA